AUGCAAGAUGAGCAUGGGAGAGCAGGUCCAGGGCACAAUGGCUACUCACGGGAAGUGACGCUCUCCAGACUUCGGCUCCGAGUGCUUCCGCUCAAAGUCUUGCUAAAUAACAACAUUGAGAGCUUGAAUUUGGACCGGAACAAGCUGAAAUACCUCAAUGGAAUUUCUAAUCUCUGCAAUUUGAAAAAGCUGAUUUUGUCUAAAAACAAUAUUGCAGACUUCCCAGAGGAAAUCAGGAACUUGGUCCAUUUGGAGAGGCUGGAUCUCAAUCAGAACCAAAUCCGGGUCAUCCCAGAAGGAGUCUUUUCCUGUUUUCCAAAGUUGAAACACCUACGACUCAACAACAACCGCUUAGACAACCUUCCCAAGGACCUGGUAGCCUGCAGCAGUACUCUCCAGUACCUCAACCUGUCCAACAAUUUGUUCCAAACCAUCCCUUUGGUGGUCUUGGAGCUUACAAACCUGCAGGAGUUUUAUGUGCAGAAUAAUGUACUGCAGCAGCUUCCCAUGAUGCUAUUCCAAAAACUCCCUCUGAAAAUGUUCAAAGUCAGUGGGAACCCACUGAGGCAGCCUCCAUAUGAAGUCUGUGCUGGUGGCAUCAGGCAGAUCAUCAGCUAUUUCAAUCAGCUGCAGCAAUGCCAAGGUAAAGAGGAUAAGCGAGUCAAAACCAUGUUCCUGGGGGCAUCCUUGGCUGGGAAGUCGACCAUUUGCAAAAGCUUGCAGCAAAGGCAGAUUGUUCACAUGUCAAAAGAAGAGCGGACCGUUGGGAUCGAAAUCAGUGAGUGCCAUAUCCAAGGCUUCACUUUCCUUUUUUGGGACUUUGCUGGACAGUUGGAAUACUAUAUGACCCACCACAUGUUCAUCACCCCGCAAGCAUUGGUCAUCUUGGCCAUUGAUUUUCAGCAGUACCAAUUGAACAAUGACUCCUUCGAGGAACUUGUUGGAUUUUGGAUCAACAACCUCCUCAUGCGAGUGCCAAACUCUGUGGUUCUUCCGGUUGGGACUCACAUAGAUGCCUGUGCUGUAGAAGAGGUUGAAGCAAAGAAAGAGGAUAUCACGUUCAAGAUCCAGGCCUUGCUGGAGGAAAGAAAGACCAAUGUAGCCCAUCUCAUUGCUAACUUGGAGGAUAAUGAAGAAUCUGAAUUCUUUGUGGACCAGUGGAAUAGACUGAAGGAAAUGGAGAAUUGUACCCUCACGAUUUUAGACCUCGUUCCAAUCAAUUGCAUGGACUACCAGGCUAUUAAGAGCCUUGAAGGCACAAUUCUGGAGCAUGUCAAGAAUGAAGAAAUAUUCCCGAAUGUCAUCCAAGUGCUUCCCCCUAUUUAUAAAGAAGUAGAAGCUGCAAUUGUUGAGAUUGUGCAAAAAAAUGAAGAGGUGGCAGAGCAUGGCAAGUAA
Varanus komodoensis (Komodo dragon) is the source of this 1395-nucleotide messenger RNA. Its product is annotated as malignant fibrous histiocytoma-amplified sequence 1 homolog. NCBI's taxonomy places the organism in Eukaryota, Metazoa, Chordata, Lepidosauria, Squamata, Varanidae. The record is from RefSeq and is a predicted model, not a curated record. The transcript has 4 exons. Bases 1 to 1395 code for a protein of 464 amino acids. Gene Ontology annotation, molecular function: protein binding.